CAGUGCAUACGAAACUGUCUCUAGGACCCAGUGUUCCUCCUCCUCACCCUUUGUAGUGUGUGUGUGCGUGUGCGUGUGUGAGUGUGCGUGUGUGUGUGUGUGCGUGUGUGUGUGUGUGUGGAGAUGAGGGAGACUGAGAUGUGCUUCUUGCCUAUCACGAAUCACAUCGAGCUUUUCACCAGCUGAGGGGGAAUGCUGAACAGGGCAAUUUGACGCCAGGAUCAGCUCCCCACAACUGCUGCUUUUUUUCAUUUAUUUAUUUAUUUAAAAAAAGAAGCUUUUAUUUCAUUUCAGUCCAUCUCAUUAAUAUCAUAUACAUUUUUUUGGGUUCAUUUUUGGGACACUAUGAAAGCCAGUGCGUUUCGGCUGCAUUCCUGCUGCUGGCCGGGACUAUGAUUUAUCAGUGCUCGCAGCUUUGUUCUCAUGACACACUUGCACUCAUUCAGUCUCAUCAAAACAGCAGAGAGCGGUGAUUUCUCUUUAACUUUCUUGCAUCUUCGACGAAUCCGGCUGCAGCAGGUACUUUCUGCACUUGAGCGGCUGUCCUGCUGCGUGUAGGUGUCGGAGCAGCCAUGUGGAGCAGAGAGAGCGCUCCUCCACUUCUCGUCUGCCUGCUGGCGCUCACAGCUCUCUGGAAAACCAGGUCAGUGAAUGCCGAUACCACAUCUGAUGCCUUUAACACCAACAUCACCCUGUUCACACGUAUCCUGGACAGCCUGCUGGAUGGAUAUGACAACCGUCUACGGCCAGGUCUUGGUGACAGGAUAACUGAGGUGAAGACAAACAUCUACGUCACCAGCUUUGGACCAGUUUCAGACACAGACAUGGAGUACACCAUAGAUGUUUUCUUCCGGCAAAGCUGGAAGGAUGAGAGGUUGAAAUUUCACGGACCAAUGAAUACUCUGCCCCUCAACAACCUGAUGGCCAGUAAGAUCUGGACUCCGGACACCUUCUUCCACAAUGGGAAAAAGUCCGUGGCUCACAACAUGACCAUGCCUAAUAAGCUGCUGAGGAUCAAAGAUGAUGGGACUCUGCUGUACACCAUGAGGUUAACUGUGCAUGCAGAGUGCCCAAUGCAUCUGGAGGAUUUCCCCAUGGACUUUCAUUCCUGUCCACUCAAAUUUGGCAGCUAUGCGUACACAAUCUCAGAAGUGACUUAUGCUUGGACUCUAAAUGCCUCUGACUCUGUGGUGGUGGAAGGAGAAAGCUCCCGCUUGAACCAGUACGACCUGCUUGGACAAACGGUCGGACAAGAAACUAUCAAAUCGAGUACAGGUAAGCUGAUGUGGAGGUCCAUUUAUUGCUAUUCGUCUCUUGCGCCCGUGAAGAAGCUGCAGAGCAGCUAUGGAGCAGUAGAAGUGGCACUCGCACAAUUUUCUUUUCGUGCACGUGCAGGCGUCACCACCGUCCUCACCAUGACGACGCUGAGUAUAAGCGCGAGGAACUCCCUCCCCAAGGUCGCCUACGCCACCGCCAUGGACUGGUUCAUCGCCGUCUGCUACGCCUUCGUCUUCUCCGCCCUGAUCGAGUUCGCCACCGUCAACUACUUCACGAAGCGCGGCUGGGCCUGGGACGGAAAGAGCAUCGUGACUGAAAAGAAAAAAGAGCGGGCGUCUGUCGCCAAGAAGAACAACGCCUACGCUGUAGCGGUGGCCAACUACGCGCCAAACAUCACCAAGGACUCCGGCACACUACCAACCAUCGCCAAAGGCGGAACUUUUGAUCCCAACAAGCCCAGAGCAGACAGCAAAGUCUCCGACUGCAAGAAGUCGUUCAACAGCGUCAGCAAAAUUGACAGGAUGUCGAGGGUUUUGUUUCCGGUUCUCUUUAGCAGCUUCAACCUGGUUUACUGGGCCACCUACUUAAACAGAGAACCCAUUAUAAAGGACAUGGUCCCCUCUACUUAGAGGCCAGCUAUGACGGGUUCUGGUCCGGGGACUAAGAGAUGAACCAAAUACCUCCAGCAACUGUGUACACAUACCUUUGCAGAGUGAAGUCCUGGAUUGCAGUGUGAUCCUCUAUCUCCGCCUGUUUUCUACACCGUCUGCAGCUCUUUUGAAAAGGCCGGCUUUUGUAAAUGUGUAUGUAUAUUUAUAUUCAUGGUGAUAUAUGGUGUGAUUACUUUGAUUAGAGUGCAUAUUUCCUUGACAGUAUGUUUCCAGUUACAGUAUGUGGCCACUGUACAUACAAAUCCAAUGAGGAGUAAACACAUAAACAUGAACACAUAUGUUUUAUUUAGGAUUACUUCUAAAUGUGUUGAAUUGUUCUGGUAACGCCCACUCUUAAUAUUACCGUAUUUAUUUGUGUGAAAGGGACUGAUUUUUCUCAUCUUUCUUUGCCACAUAAGAGUGGCCUGAAUUUUUGUUUUCUGUCCAAGCCAAUGCAAAAACACACAUGUAUGAUAUUGUUACAGUGUAAACGGUGUUUUCUUGUCUGUGACUGCAGGUACGGGGCUGCAAUCACACUGACCUCAAGAAUUAUUGAAACACUCCAAGACGCCAAAAACAUAGGAAGCCGCAACAUUAGUGUGCUUGUGCAUGUGAUCGCGUUCAGUGUUGAGGUAAAACUCUAGCAGUUAAGUCAUGAAUGCUUCAUUUAUUUCCAUGACAUCACUAUUGUUUUCAUUCAUGAAUCAUUAUAUAUGGAAAAAGCUGAUAUUCAGUCAAAAAGAUGCCGUUACUGAAUCGGACGAAGCUCUGAAUGGUAUGUUAAAUACGUGCGUGCUGUCAGGUACACGGGCAGAGUUUAGUCUUUUUUUACAUAAAAUAAACUCAAAUAUAAAGACAAAUAUAUUGUCAAUAGAAACAUCAUUAACUGAAAUAACCUGCAAUUUAACAUAUGUGAAAAUGGAUUUCUAAUUUUUGACCUGUAGCAGAAAAACCCCGUACAAAGCUGACAGACACACAGCCCCGACCAAGUAAUGUCUGAUAACGUUUUUGGCCAAUGUAUUAGCAAACAAAGUGCCUAUUUAUGCAUCCAACAGACAGUAGCAAUAUUAUCAUCACAUUGGACGUUUUUUCUUCCUUACAAAUGUACUCGCUCUCCUUUUUGCUCUGUUUUGGUCCCCACCAACUCCUGUGUUCAGCAGUUUAGAUCUUUGAAUUUCUUCACCAGCAAGCUAAAUUGCCUACUUAGCUUAGACUUGUCUGUCAUUUGGUACAGUACAGCACAGUACAGGACAGUACAGGACAGUACAGGACAGUACAGUCGGUUUGAGGCACGCAGUCAAUGUUCUGUAGCGCUUUAAAGAAUGAGCCACGAGAGGCUAAGAAAGCAACUCAGAGCAGCAGAGCGAGGUGACUAUUUUCUUUAGGUACAUCAACCCCUCUCACCUUAGCAUUCGCACAUACGGAUUAGGGAUUUAAAAAAAAUGAUCUAUGGCAUAUCAAUAAUAACAGAAUAUAAACAGAAUAUAUCGCUAACAGCACAAAAAAAUUCAGAGAUGGCAAAUUUAGAAGAAAAGCAUGAACAUUUUGCUGCACAAGCACAAUAAUAUGCAUUAUUUUUUUUAUUAUUUUGUAUGUUUCUAUUUUAUUCUGUAUAUUUAUUUAUUUUAGCAAGAUUAAACAAUAUACAAACAUAUUCAUAUGCCAAUUACUGGUUUGAAUGUCCUGAGAUACACAUGAAAGGUGAAUAUCACAGCUCUUUGUUGGCUUGCCCGUGAUGUUGGUGGUAACUCUGGAGGACAGUGUGGAUUUGCCGGUGUAGACUGGAGCACCGUGGCAGAACUAAUCAGCAUAUUCUGCCAUUACAAAUUUUAGGUCAUUAUUCAUAUCCAGUGUCUGGCUCCUCAAAACACAUUUCAUGAUCCCACAAGCUAUUCUGAACCAAUUACAGAUAUGAGAGGGACCGGCCCGUGAACACAGGACCGCUCUGUGCCAACAGGAACUCCAGUGAAUCAUGCGUGGAUGAUAGUCACAUUCCUCUGCCAGAAAUGAUUCUGUGUAACGGGCCUCAAGUGAGACGACGCAGCCAGGAUUCGGGACUAAAUCAUUAUCUUUUGUUAACAUCAUGAAGUUGUAGUUUCAACUCAUAUCUGUAUGCAGAUCGAUUGCUGUUUACACUAAAACUUUGGACCAGCUCAGAAGCCAUAUACAGUCAUCAUGUAAUCCACCUCCAUCAGCGUCAAUACAACAGGGACAACCAAUGAUUGUACUUUAUGAGCAUAUGUAGUGUUGUAUAGACCUAUUUUGAAGACAGAGUCUGCUAUAGAAAUCAUGUUCAGCCCCAUAUCAGUAGCCAUAUACAGUCUGGUACGCUGCUGUGUUACCUUUUCACCAUAGAGUGAUAUGAUUUUGCUUCACAUUAAUAUUUAGGGCCCGAGCACCGAUGUAGUCGAAGCGGAGGACCUAUUGUUAUUCUAAUGUUUAUUAUUA
Messenger RNA from Anarrhichthys ocellatus (wolf-eel), 4376 nucleotides. RefSeq names its product gamma-aminobutyric acid type A receptor subunit alpha2b (gene gabra2b). Gene Ontology annotation, biological process: gamma-aminobutyric acid signaling pathway; chloride transport; monoatomic ion transmembrane transport. Gene Ontology annotation, cellular component: membrane. Gene Ontology annotation, molecular function: GABA-A receptor activity; extracellular ligand-gated monoatomic ion channel activity. Bases 573 to 1907 code for a protein of 444 amino acids. The transcript has 10 exons. The record is from RefSeq and is a predicted model, not a curated record. NCBI's taxonomy places the organism in Eukaryota, Metazoa, Chordata, Actinopteri, Perciformes, Anarhichadidae.